UGAAAACAACAUUCCGUUAAUGUUAAAUGAAUAUAGCGAAAUGACUUCUUACAGAUAAACUAAAGAUAUGUAUUUUUAUUGAUUUCAUUUUUACAUCAGAUUUUUUUUAUUUUGUGGAUUGAGCAAUCGUAUUUUUUACGUACAGGUGGCAAUAACAAAAAAUUUAGCUGGAGAUUGUUACGGUAGGUUGGUAAUUGAUGAAACCAAAAAUAUUAAAAGCAGAAUGUGGGCUAUCUUGAUGUUAACUUUGUCAUUGAUUGUUGGUUGAUUGCUGAGGUAUAAGAAUUAAUUAAAGUAACCUUACAUAUUUUGCAUAUCUACAUAUUUUACACGUAAUACAUCAACCCGACUGGAAAAGAGGAGGGACCUUUGAGUCAAUUAUCAUAUACAUUUGUACGUCAAGGUUGUUAAGAAAGUAAACACGUUUAUAUUCAUUUAAUAUAAUCAUUUUAUACGUUGAUAGUAAAAGUUGUUAAAAACGGUCUUUUUAUAUAGUUAACAUAUUUUGGUCUGUUAUGGCUACUUGGUUUAGAAUUUUUAUUAUAUUAGUGAUUAUUGCGUGUUGUGCAUCUGAUUACAGAAAACUUGGUCGUCUUUUAAAAAGGACAAGACAGCCGAGCACAAGUGAGGCAACACUAUGCCAAGAGUACACGUGUGGAAAAUACAGUUACAGUUAUAUAUCAUGGCGAUUCCCAGGUCUAUUUUAUUCCCGUGAAGAGGCUAAGGAAAAAUGGACACAGUUUAAAACAACAAGACAGAACUAUUUACAGAAACAAGAUGUUCACCUUCCAGUUGGGUUGUUAGGUGACGGUGAUUCAUGCUGUGAGACGAAAGUACAGACAUUUAUAAAUACGACGAUGAAAAACAUUUAUGGACAAAAAAAGUUUAUUGUACAUAUGCCUCCAAAAUAUCAGUUCGUACCUCAUGGAAGUUGUUUGAGAAGUGGUAUUUGUGACGGACAAUGUGUAGUUGAACCAGUGAUCCAAACAAUUUUGACUUUUAACUCAGCCAGUUUAGCUCUUGAAUUUGAUCAAUUUGUUGUUCCUGGAUAUUGUUCAUGCAAAGCAUCAUGAGUGCUGUUGUUGAUAUAUACUUCACACUACCAUUGAAUGAUCACACUUUUCAUGUAUUUGAUAAUGUUUAAAACAUACGAAAAUAUUAUAAAAUAUAUAAUUCAUUAUUAA
Ruditapes philippinarum (Manila clam) is the source of this 1184-nucleotide messenger RNA. RefSeq lists its product as uncharacterized. The record is from RefSeq and is a predicted model, not a curated record. The coding region runs from base 516 to 1073 and encodes 185 amino acids. NCBI's taxonomy places the organism in Eukaryota, Metazoa, Mollusca, Bivalvia, Venerida, Veneridae. The transcript has 4 exons.